GUGGAAGGAAAAUGGAGAAUGUGCAUUGACUUUCGUGACAUGAACAAAGCAUGCCCGCAGGAUUUGUACCCGCUGCCCAAGAUCGACCAGUUCGUCGAUUCAACUGCUGGAUGUGAAUUGCUGAGGUUGAUGGAUGUCUUGCAGGGAUAUCAUCAAAUUCCUUUGGCGAGAGAGGAUAGGAAGAGGGUGAGUUUUGUGACGAGCCGAGAAACUUAUUGUUAUGUGGUGAUGCCGUUCGGCCUGAAAAAUGCGGGUGCCACAUAUCAAAGGUUGGUGGAAAAAAUUUUCAAGAAGCAAUUGGGGAGAAAUAUGGAGGUAUACGUGGAUGAUAUGUUAGUGAAGAGCAAGGAGGCGAUGGAUUAUGUGCGAGACUUGAGGAAAAUUCUUAAUGCUGAGGAGGUAUGGGAUGAAAAUAGUCGAGCAGAUUUGCUGUCAAAGAUUGCCCAGAGCUUGGUGAACAGUAAAAGUAGGAGUGUGACUUUGUUACAUUUGGAGCAGAGCGUGGUCGAGGCAGAGAUAGUUGAAAUCGAGGAGGUUGAAGAUUGGAGAGCCCCGAUUCUCAGGGAGUUGAAGGAGAAGGCAAUGGAGGUAGUGAGGAGGUUUUUCGAGCAUGAAGGCAUUCUCUACAAGCGGUCGUAUGCAGGACCGCAUCUGCGGUGUGUAACCAAGGAAGAAGGCCGAUAC
Molecule: messenger RNA, 684 nt
Organism: Striga hermonthica
Lineage: Eukaryota; Viridiplantae; Streptophyta; Magnoliopsida; Lamiales; Orobanchaceae
Source: the annotation of a GenBank genome assembly